UUCAUGUCCUUUUGUUCAUAAAUGAAAUUAACCAACAUGAUCAUGAUGUUUAAGAUUUCACUAGCAAUUGUUUGCUUAGCCAUGGUUCAUGUAUCCCUUGCCCAAAACUCACCACAAGACUACCUUAACGCUCACAACUCGGCUCGUGCGCAGGUCGGUGUCGGCCCCGUGAGAUGGGAUGCAAAGGUAGCUUCUUAUGCCCAAAACUAUGUCAACAAACUCAAAGGUAGCUGCAAGCUUGUUCAUUCAGGCGGGCCUUACGGGGAGAACCUUGCAUGGGGGAGUGGCGACCUCUCCGGCACGGCUGCUGUGAACAUGUGGGUAGCGGAGAAACCCAAGUAUAACUACAACUCCAACUCAUGUGUUGGCGGGGAGUGCCGCCACUAUACUCAGGUGGUUUGGAGGAACUCGGUCCGUUUGGGGUGCGCCAAAGUGCGGUGCAACAGCGGUGGCACCAUUAUCAGCUGCAACUACGACCCUCCGGGCAAUUAUGUCAACCAGCGUCCCUAUCUUAGAGUUCUUCGACAGCCUCUAGGCAUCAAUAACCUAUAGAGUGCUGUAAAAUGAUGCAAAAUAAGUUAUGCAUGUAUUAUCGAUCAUAUAUUAAGAAAAAUAUGAGAGGAAUAUGUAAUUUUCGUUGCAUGCCCAAUGAAUAAAAUUAUUAUCGCUUGCUCCUCUAA
Molecule: messenger RNA, 680 nt
Organism: Corylus avellana
Lineage: Eukaryota; Viridiplantae; Streptophyta; Magnoliopsida; Fagales; Betulaceae
Product: pathogenesis-related protein 1
Cellular component (GO): extracellular region
Source: RefSeq, a predicted model, not a curated record